UUUAGUUUAGUUGAGUAUUGGAGGUGAAACUGAAAGGACGCUUCCGCUUCUUCAUUCUUCAGUGCUUCUCGAAGUUAACUUUUGCUUUAUUCGAUCAUCAUUUUUAAUCGCGCGGGCUGAUUUCUGCAGCUGAAGUGGAAUUUGGAAAUUCCGAAAAUACUGACUGCUCGAUGCUAGCCGCUAAUUUGGUAACUCGUCCUGCCAAAGGAUCCGAGCGUUUGGGCAGAAUGACAACCGAAGUAGUGCAACAGGAUGACGUCAUUUACAGACUGAACAAGAGGUUUGUCCGCGAGGAUGCUGCCAUCAUACAGGACGUAGCUGCAAGCUGCGGCUAUGACUAUGACAAGUCGUUCCAAGCUCUUUCCGAUUUGUUUGGCCAAAGCACAUCUUGUCUCAGCGGGGACGUAGCUGAUCCCAUUUCUCUGUUAGACAAAAACACCAAUUUGGGCAACUUGGCCAACUUCUGUGACAAAACGAUUGAAGCGAGGGCCACAUCGGAAGACCAGCAGACGGUGCCGGAAAUGCGUCUGACCAACUGCAACACUGCUGACCAGAAAGUGCCCAAUGGGCCUUUAAGUCAGCCUAUGUGGGUCAGCAACACGGGGCCCAAACCUAACACCGGGGCCAUCAGAAAGAGCAAUGUUAAUCAGAAACAUCGGAGACCACCUAAAGAGUCCGUAAACAAACCAGUUGUUGAAAAAAUAAAGCGGAUGUUAAUGGAGCGGUGGCUGGUGCUUGUUAUAUUAAGAGGUCUUCCAGGGAGUGGAAAAACCUAUUUAUCAAAAGAGUUAUCUGAAAUGGCAGAAGAAAACAGUUUUGUUUAUCGUAUUUGCAGUGCAGAUCAUCAUUUUCACACUCCUAAAGGUUACGUUUUUAACGCCUCAGAACUCCCAGUAGCUCACAGUGCAUCCCAGCAAAAUGCUAAGAAGGCAUUUAAUGAGAAAACUCAGCUGGUCAUUAUAGACAACACCAAUAUAAUGGAAUGGGAGAUGAAACCAUAUUUUAUCGAAAGUGUCAAAUUUGGUUAUCAUAUUGAAAUUUUGGAGCCAUUAACCCCUUGGAGGGAUAAUAUAGGACAAUUAAGAAGUAAAAAUGUUCAUAAUGUUCCUGAUAGAAGCUUGAGAAACAUGCAGGACAAAUAUAAGAAAUACUCUGCUUUUGAAUUACUGCAACUUUUCCAAUUGCCGAGAUCAGGCCAGAAAGUUUUAUCCCUAGUAGCAGCACCUCCACCUAUGCUACCGCCUGCCGUACUGGACCCAAUUCCGAAUCCUACUUCCGAACAACAGCAAACCAUGAACACCCAGGAGACUAAGUCUGGAGGUGUGCAGAUUUUAGAACUCAAUCCUACCGAAGAGAAAAUUGAAGUUCCUGAAGAAACCUGCCAGCCUAUGUCGGAUGACGAAGAGGAGAUAAUUGAUUACGAAGGCGUCCCUGAAUCUGCUCGGGAAUUUUACAAAAACCUGCCUGAAGUUUACCCUGACUUCAAUGCUAAAGUUUUGAGGGAUCUCCUUCGUGAAUGCCACUUUGACCAGGAGUACUUUUUCGACGCAGUGGAAAACUCAACUCGUCUCUUAGAAAAGGGGACCAACAUCAGCAAGAAGCCUCUCGUUACUCCUAUAGUAAAAGAGGUCCGCGCACCAACAACCUCCCCAUUGGCAGAAGUACCACAGAUGCCUAAAAAGUCACCCGCAGAACCAACGCCUGAGUCUUUGGAGUUGAAACGGGCGCUGGAGGAGAAAUUUGUCAUCCCCAAAAAUCAAGAGCCAAACGUUCCACACCAGCCACCUAUUGAAAAUGAGACCUCUCUUGAUGACGAUGACACCGAAUCGCAAACCGAAAGUUCGUCUAGUGAAGAGGAGGAGAUUGAGAUGACACUGGACAGGAAUUUUGCUCAGAGUUUAUUGCAAAAUUUUGGCGGGCCUAUUUUAUUAGAAGAUUUGGACAAUGACGCUUUUCGACUAAAGGUGCCUAAUUGGGUUGCUUCAAAAAUUCACUCCUGUUGGUUGGAGGCUAUCGAAAAACACUACGGCUUAAUUGAGGUCCAACUCAAAGCACAGCUGAAAAAUGAUGCUGCCUUGGCCAGAGCCUUAGCCAUGGAUGACCAACAACCUAAGGAGACUAAGGAUGAAAAUCCCCCUAAUCCCAGCAUGGAUGAAAUAUUGGACGAGGAGAAGGCUCUGCAGUUGGUGAAAAAUUUGCAAAUGAAAGACGGCAAAAAUGACCUAGCAACUAAAAUGUCUUGUCAAAAACUGCUUGAACAAUUCCCGAAUAUGGACCCUGUUGCCAUAAAAGACAUUUUUGAGGCUCAUAAUCGUGAUUAUAAUGAGACGGUCAAAGUCGUUAAAGAGGUUUACAUGACAAACACCAAGGUCAAGGAUGUUUACACGCCAGAAGCUUUGCAGAAACGAGAGGAGGAGUUGGUGGAACAGGCCAAAAGAAUGAGUUUACAGGAGUUGGAGGCUGCAGAAAAAAAGAAACCUCUGUUUGUCAAUGUCAUUCCGAUCCGCCAGCGGCCAAAUGGUGAAACAGACGAGGCUAAAUUGAUCAACCAAAUUGCUGCUUAUCGAGAUGAGGCAAAGGUGGCGCACUCGAAAAAGAUGAAGGCCAUGGAAAACAUGCAGGAUUAUUUGACGAAAAAGCUGCCCAGUGUGGCUGCCCAUUAUAAUUAUGAGGUGGAAAAAUUCGGAAACGAGCUGAACCUGGCCAACUCGAAAGUGUCAUCUCUCAUUUUAGAGAACUCUAGCCUUGAGUUUCUCGACCUGCACUAUCUUUAUGUAGCAGAAGCUCUGAAUACCCUUGACAUUUUCCUUGAUCAUCAUGUCCAAAGGAGAGAAUUGGAUCCUACAAUUGGCAACGAGAUUGUGCAAGUCAUAACAGGCCGUGGUAAUCGUAGCCCUAACGGAGUGGCUAAAAUUAAGCCUGCCAUCAAGACCAGACUCAAAAAGCGUGGGAUUCAAUUCGAGCAGAUCAAUGAUGGUGCUCUACGAGUGUACAUUACACGCAACCUGCAGUACAGUUCAAACUAUACGGCUGAAGCCGAGUAGGAAUCAAAGCAAACCCUGCCCUCUAUAAAUGCAUAAUUUUAGAAUUAUAUAUAUAUAUUUUGUGGGAUGAAUUGAGGCACUACAGUAUAUUUUUGUACUGGUGUACUUAAUGCCUUUUAGUUUAUGUAACUGAAAGUUGCCCCCGUAUCACUGCAAUUUUUUUAUUUUGCUUGGAGCAAUACAAUUUAUACUUUGUCAGCACUGGUGGUGCCUACUAAUAUUAAGACAUGUACUUCCCUGUAGCUCCGGAGCACAAUAUUUUUGUGAAACUUUUUACGUCAGUAUUGAUGAUAAGGAUCGCUCUGUAAUCUUUUAAUAUUCAUUUUUGCCCACAUAAUUAGAAACUUUGCAUUAUGUUUGUGCUUGUAAACCAAAUUUUUGAAUACCGUUUUUUAAUAGUUUUCCUACCGUAUUUUAUCAUUAUUCCAUCUAAAGACCCUAAAGACAUUUACAUUUGGAAUCAUCAUAAGUUUUAAAGUUCCUGUUUGUUCAUAAAAGAAAAUUUUUAAGCCAAUAAUCGACUAUCGAUCUGUAUUGCUCUAGGCAUGCAUUUUAGUUUUAAGUUCAUAAACGAGAAAAUUUUACCAUCUUAAUGUAAAUUUUAUAAAAGAUAUAAGAUAUUUUAAA
Messenger RNA from Neocloeon triangulifer, 3671 nucleotides. RefSeq names its product NEDD4-binding protein 2. The coding region runs from base 171 to 3044 and encodes 957 amino acids. The record is from RefSeq and is a predicted model, not a curated record. The transcript has 15 exons. Lineage: Eukaryota; Metazoa; Arthropoda; Insecta; Ephemeroptera; Baetidae.